Molecule: messenger RNA, 11936 nt
Organism: Gorilla gorilla gorilla (western lowland gorilla)
Lineage: Eukaryota; Metazoa; Chordata; Mammalia; Primates; Hominidae
Gene: SRRM2
Product: serine/arginine repetitive matrix 2
Exons: 14
Coding region: 2975-11254 (2759 amino acids)
Cellular component (GO): nucleus
Molecular function (GO): protein binding; mRNA binding
Source: RefSeq, a predicted model, not a curated record
UUGUAUAUUUUCUGCAGUGAAUGUGGUUUACCUGUGCAUGUCACUUUCCUAGGGCUGCCAUAAGUCACCACGAACUUGGUGGCUUCAAACCACAGAAGUGGGUUCCCCUACAGCUCUGGAGGCCAGAAGGUGGAGACCAAGGUGUGGACAGGGUUGUGCCUCCUCCAAAGGCUCUGGGAGAGGAUCUGCAGGGCCUCUUCCAGCUUCUGGCUCCUUCUGGAGAUCCCUGGCAUGGGCACCGCUCCAAAUCUCUGCCUGGGUCUCCUACGGCCUCUUCCCCCGGGUGCCUAUGUCCUCUUGUCUUCUUGUAAGGAUGUCAGUCAUUGGAUUUACGGCCUACCCUAAAUUCAUGAUGAUUUCAUCUUCAGAUCUUUAACUCAAUUAUAUCUGCAAAAUCUCUUAUUCCAAAUAAGGUCACCUUCCGAAUGUCUAGGUGGUUGUGAAGUUUUGGGGCACCACCGUCCACCACACUACAGUGAAUAAAAAAAUAAAGUUUAAAGGGAAACUAAAAAAUCAUUCUAGGGCUGGGUGCCAUGGCUCACACCUGUAAUCCCAGCACUUUGGGAGGUUAAGGCGGGAGGAUAGUUUGAGCCCAGGAGUUCAAGACCAGCCUGGGCAACACGGGGAGACACAAUCUCUACAAAAAACGUCCACCUCUACUAAAAAUACAAAAAUGAGCUGGGUGGUGGCGUGCGCCUGUAAUCCCAGCUACUUGGGAGGCUGAGGCACAAGAAUUGUAGUGCGUGGAGAUCGUGCCACUGCACUCCAGCCCGGAGUUAGGAGUGAGACUCUGUCCCAAAAAAAUAAAAUAGACAAAAGACACGAAGAGAAAUUUCUCCAAAGAAGAUGUACAAACGGCCAACAAGCACAUGAAAAGAUUCUCACCAUCAUCAGUCAUUAGGGUACUGCAAACCAUGUUUUGUCACUAUUCACGGGCAUUAAAUGUGCUGACUCACGCACAAAACAUUCCAUAAAGAAUAUCAGUGGGGGUACCGGAAAGGGUCUCACUGGAGGUGCUGGGGUCUUUAACCAGAAAGGCAAAGCCUUUGCCACUUUACUAUACCACUCCAGAGUUGCGGCCGGCUUACAGAAGCACCGUCCACGGAUGCAGAGUUCAGACACUCAAAUCUGCGAUCAGAGCUCCUGCAGGAGAUGGGGGUGGUGGGGGGGAGGGUCUCCCGGCUCUAGCAUCUGAGAUAAGUACAUCCUCCCACGGGCAAGAGAAAAACAAAUCUUAAAGCCGGAUGCGGGCCGGGCGUGGUGGCUCACGCCUGUAAUAUCAGCACUUUGGGAGGCUGAGGUGGGCAGAUCACCUGAGGUCAGGAAAUCGAGACCAGCCUGACCAAUAUAGUGAAGCCCCGUCUUUACUAAAAAUACAAAAAAUAGCCAGGCGUGGUGGCACACGCCUGUAAUGCCAGCUACUCGGAAGACUGAGACACGAGAAUCACUUCAACCUGAGAGACAGGUUGCAGUGAGCCGACAACACGCCAUUGCACUCCAGCCUGGGUGACAAGUGCGAAACCACGUGAAAAAAAAAAGAACAACAACAACAACAAAAAACAAGGCCCAGAUAAGGUGUCAUGCACGGGUAGUCCCAGCUACUUGGGAGGCUGAGGUCGGAGGAUCGCUUGAGCCCCAAAUUCGAGAACAGCCUGGGCAAAACCCUGCCUCUUAAAAACACCCCCAAAUCGUAAUAUCAAAUAUAAAUCCUUGCUCUCAAAUGGACAGUUCAUUACGUGGUACCGCGUCCUGCUGCGGAUCAAGGACACCUGGGUUGGUUAGGACAGCUAAGCGGGACGUCCAGGGCUGCUCGCCAGCGGCGGGUCUAGAUAUGAACUCGUGCUCGAGCAGCCCAGCGUCCUACAGCUCUGCUGUGAGGACGGCUGGCUCAUUAUCAGGCCCAGAAUCACGGGCUUAGAAACAUGAACAGGAAGUACGGUACCGAAAAGUGGAAACUUUAAGGUGCUUAUUAUUUUCCUCCUGCCUUGUUCCUGUAUGUGCCGCUUCACCGGUAUCACGUCCUGGGUCUGGUGGGACCCCGGCUUGGCUGCCCUACCGGAGGCUAAGAAAACUCCUCCCCCAGGGGCAGCCGUCGGGCCUCAGCCCGGUCUACAGCGGGAGAACGUGGCCCGUGCCACGGGUAACUGGUUGGGCCCCUGGUGCAGGUCUAGGGCCUGCAGCCAGGCUCGGGGCCUCCGGGGGUGCCCGCUGGCUGGGGUCUGAGGCGGCUUCUCUCGGGUACGGGAAGGCGGACUGCUGUGCAGCUGCGGGCUCGCUCGGGAAACCCAAAGUCACACGAAAGCGGCAGCACCACCGCGCCUGGGAUAUCGUCUCCCAACAUGGGGAGACAAAAUGGCCGCCACGCCCCGAGCCGAAAUUACAUCCGGGCUCCGCGGCACGCCCGAACCACAACUCCCAGAAUGCUCUGCAUCGACAGCGGGAGACGAGACGCGCUCGGGCGCCGCUUUGCUGCCGCUAGGCCCUGUGCUCCUCCCCGUAGCGGAAGGCCUACGAAUACGCGGUGUCUUACGUCGCUUCGUCCGUUCUUCGUUGCACUGGCCAACGGGACGCUUAGUCUUUCGGCAACGGGGUGAAACCUUCCUUGUGCCUGAAAAAACGGUACUUCGCGGUGUGGCUUCGGCGCCUGCGCAAAAGGCCGCGGGGCGCACUCCAGUUCCCGGCAGGCCCCGCGACGCGCGUUUGCGUGCUGACGCACGCAGUUAGUCGUGCUGACGUGCAGCGCGGCCCAGGCGGGGUGCGAGUGGCGCAGUCGGAGCCCGUUGCGGCCCCUGAGGAACCGAGGAGGCGUCGGCGUCGGCUGAGGCGGGCGGACCGGCGAGGCGAGGCGGCGGCCCCAGGCCCGAGGGACUCGGGAGCUCGAGCAGCGGCGGCGGCAAGACCUCUCCCCCUCGGAGGCGGCGGGCGGAGGCGGCGGGUGAGAGGGAGCGGUGGUGCCCCACCCGGGCACGGGGCCAUGUACAACGGGAUCGGGCUGCCGACGCCCCGGGGCAGCGGCACCAACGGCUACGUCCAGCGCAACCUGUCCCUGGUGCGGGGCCGCCGGGGUGAGCGGCCUGACUACAAGGGAGAGGAGGAACUGCGGCGCCUGGAGGCUGCCCUGGUGAAGCGGCCUAAUCCUGACAUCCUGGACCACGAGCGCAAGCGGCGCGUCGAGCUGCGAUGCCUCGAGCUGGAGGAGAUGAUGGAAGAGCAGGGGUACGAGGAACAGCAAAUUCAGGAAAAAGUGGCGACCUUUCGACUCAUGUUGCUGGAGAAGGAUGUGAACCCUGGGGGCAAGGAGGAGACCCCAGGGCAGAGGCCAGCGGUCACGGAGACUCACCAGUUGGCAGAAUUAAAUGAGAAGAAGAAUGAAAGACUCCGUGCUGCCUUUGGCAUCAGUGAUUCUUACGUAGAUGGCAGCUCUUUUGAUCCUCAGCGUCGUGCCCGAGAAGCUAAACAACCAGCUCCUGAGCCUCCCAAACCUUACAGCCUUGUUCGGGAGUCUAGCAGUUCUCGCUCACCAACCCCAAAGCAGAAGAAGAAGAAAAAGAAGAAAGAUAGAGGACGCAGGUCAGAGAGCAGCUCUCCUCGACGGGAGAGAAAGAAAAGCUCAAAGAAGAAGAAGCACAGGUCAGAAUCUGAGUCCAAGAAACGUAAGCAUAGGUCUCCCACUCCAAAGAGCAAACGUAAAUCUAAGGACAAAAAGCGAAAGCGGUCUCGAAGUACAACACCAGCCCCCAAGAGCCGCCGGGCCCACCGUUCAACUUCUGCUGACUCUGCUUCCUCCUCCGAUACUUCCCGCAGUCGGUCUCGAAGUGCUGCAGCUAAAACUCAUACGACUGCCUUGACUGGGCGAAGUCCUUCCCCUGCUUCAGGGCGACGCGGGGAGGGAGAUGCUCCUUUCAAUGAACCAGGUACUACCAGCACACAACGGCCUAGUAGCCCGGAGCCUGCUACGAAACAGCCUAGCAGCCCUUAUGAAGACAAAGAUAAAGGCAAGAAGGAGAAAUCUGCAACUCGACCUAGUCCCUCUCCGGAAAGGAGCAGCACAGGCCCAGAACCACCUGCUCCCACUCCGCUCCUUGCUGAGCGACAUGGCGGCUCCCCACAACCCCUUGCAACAACCCCCUUAAGCCAGGAGCCAGUGAACCCCCCAUCUGAGGCCUCUCCAACUCGGGACCGUUCACCACCUAAGUCUCCUGAGAAACUUCCCCAGUCUUCUUCCUCAGAGAGCAGCCCACCAUCCCCUCAACCUACCAAAGUUUCUCGGCAUGCCAGCUCUUCCCCAGAAAGUCCUAAACCUGCUCCAGCUCCAGGGUCCCACCGAGAGAUUUCUUCUUCUCCCGCAUCUAAGAAUCGCUCACAUGGCCGAGCAAAACGGGAUAAAUCACAUUCUCAUACUCCCUCCCGUAGGAUGGGGAGGUCCCGUAGCCCUGCCACCGCUAAGAGAGGGCGAUCUCGGUCUCGAACCCCUACCAAGAGAGGUCAUUCUCGAUCCCGAUCUCCCCAGUGGCGUAGGUCCAGGUCUGCACAGAGGUGGGGAAGAUCUAGAAGCCCCCAGCGACGUGGCCGCUCUAGGUCUCCUCAGCGACCAGGCUGGUCUAGGAGCAGAAAUACCCAGAGAAGAGGCAGGUCUAGGUCAGCAAGGCGAGGGAGGUCCCACUCUAGAUCCCCAGCCACUAGGGGUAGAUCUCGUUCUAGAACACCAGCCCGCCGGGGCAGGUCCCGCUCUAGAACACCUGCCAGGCGGAGAUCACGAUCCAGAACACCCACCAGGCGUAGGUCUCGGUCUAGAACACCAGCCCGGAGGGGCAGGUCUCGGUCUAGAACACCUGCUAGGCGCAGAUCUAGGACCCGAUCACCAGUACGACGCAGGUCUCGUAGUAGAUCACCAGCCAGGAGAAGUGGCAGGUCACGCUCUAGAACCCCAGCUAGACGUGGCCGCUCACGCUCCAGAACCCCAGCCAGACGUGGCCACUCACGCUCUAGAACCCCAGCUAGACGCAGUGGUCGCUCACGCUCCAGAACACCAGCCAGGAGAGGGAGGUCUCGGUCUAGGACACCAAGACGAGGGAGAUCCCGCAGUAGAAGCUUAGUUAGACGUGGAAGAUCUCACUCUAGAACACCUCAAAGAAGAGGCAGAUCUGGCUCAUCUUCGGAGCGGAAGAACAAAUCCAGAACAUCUCAAAGAAGAAGCAGGUCCAAUUCAAGCCCAGAAAUGAAGAAAUCUCGCAUUUCUUCAAGGCGGAGCAGGUCUCUCUCUUCACCACGGUCCAAAGCAAAAUCUCGCUUGUCUUUGAGGCGCAGCCUUUCAGGGUCUUCCCCAUGCCCUAAACAAAAGUCACAGACACCACCCAGGCGUAGUCGCUCUGGAUCCUCCCAACCUAAAGCUAAAUCUAGAACGCCACCCAGACGCAGUCGCUCCAGUUCUUCUCCGCCACCUAAACAGAAAUCUAAGACACCAUCAAGACAAAGUCAUUCCAGUUCAUCUCCUCAUCCUAAAGUGAAAUCUGGAACACCACCGAGGCAAGGGUCCAUAACAAGUCCCCAGGCCAAUGAGCAAUCUGUAACGCCACAAAGACGGAGCUGUUUUGAAUCAUCACCUGACCCUGAGUUGAAAUCUAGGACCCCUUCUAGACAUAGCUGCUCAGGGUCCUCUCCUCCUAGAGUGAAAUCUAGCACACCUCCCAGACAGAGCCCAUCUAGGUCAUCAUCUCCACAACCCAAAGUGAAGGCAAUAAUAUCACCAAGACAAAGAAGUCAUUCUGGCUCCUCUUCUCCAAGUCCUAGUAGGGUGACGUCGAGAACAACUCCACAGCGAAGCAGAUCAGUAUCUCCCUGCUCCAACGUGGAAUCCAGAUUGUUGCCAAGAUACAGUCAUUCUGGGUCCUCCUCACCAGAUACCAAAGUGAAACCUGAAACACCGCCAAGACAAAGUCACUCAGGGUCUAUUUCACCAUACCCCAAAGUAAAGGCCCAAACUCCACCGGGGCCAAGUCUUUCUGGAUCAAAGUCACCAUGUCCCCAAGAGAAGUCUAAAGACUCACUAGUUCAAAGUUGCCCUGGAUCCCUGUCUCUGUGUGCAGGAGUAAAAUCUAGCACACCACCAGGCGAGAGCUAUUUUGGUCUCUCAUCUCUGCAACUGAAAGGACAAUCUCAAACUUCACCAGACCACAGAUCUGAUACUUCAAGUCCAGAAGUGAGACAGAGUCACUCAGAAUCACCAUCUCUGCAGAGCAAAUCUCAAACAUCACCUAAGGGAGGUCGGUCCAGGUCUUCAUCUCCAAUCACUGAGCUGGCAUCCAGAUCUCCAAUAAGACAAGAUAGAGGUGAGUUGUCAGCGAGUCCUAUGUUGAAAUCUGGAAUGUCUCCUGAGCAGAGCAGGUUCCAGUCUGACUCUUCUUCAUAUCCUACAGUGGACUCGAAUUCUCUCUUGGGGCAGAGUAGAUUGGAGACUGCUGAAUCAAAAGAGAAAAUGGCCUUACCUCCUCAGGAGGAUGCUACUGCAUCACCUCCUAGACAGAAAGACAAAUUUAGUCCCUUUCCAGUACAGGAUAGGCCUGAGUCUUCACUGGUAUUCAAAGACACACCUAGAACCCCGCCAAGGGAAAGAAGUGGUGCUGGGUCAUCUCCAGAAACAAAAGAGCAAAAUAGUGCGUUGCCUACGUCAAGCCAAGAUGAAGAGUUAAUGGAGGUGGUAGAGAAGUCUGAAGAACCCGCAGGCCAAAUCCUGUCUCAUUUGUCUUCAGAACUUAAAGAAAUAUCCACAAGUAACUUUGAAUCAUCUCCUGAAGUAGAAGAAAGGCCUGCUGUGUCUUUGACUCUUGAUCAGAGCCAGUCACAGGCUUCUUUGGAAGCAGUAGAAGUCCCUUCAAUGGCCUCAUCUUGGGGUGGGCCACAUUUUUCUCCAGAACAUAAAGAACUGUCUAACUCCCCACUCAGGGAGAACAGCUUUGGAUCACCUUUAGAAUUUAGAAACUCAGGCCCACUUGGUACAGUAAUGAAUACUGGAUUUUCUUCUGAGGUUAAAGAAGAUUUGAAUGGACCUUUUCUUAAUCAGCUGGAAACAGAUCCAUCUCUAGACAUGAAAGAACAAUCGACAAGAUCCUCUAGACACAGCAGUUCUGAGUUAUCCCCAGAUGCAGUGGAAAAGGCAGGGAUGUCUUCAAAUCAGAGCAUCUCUUCACCUGUGCUUGAUGCUGUACCCAGAACACCCUCGAGAGAAAGAAGUAGUUCUGCAUCUUCUCCUGAAAUGAAAGAUGGUUUACCCAGAACUCCAUCAAGGAGAAGCAGGUCUGGGUCUUCUCCAGGACUUAGAGAUGGGUCUGGGACUCCCUCGAGGCACAGCCUGUCUGGGUCCUCUCCUGGAAUGAAAGAUAUACCUAGAACACCAUCUAGAGGGAGAAGCGAAUGUGAUUCUUCUCCAGAACCGAAAGCUUUGCCUCAGACUCCUAGGCCGAGGAGUCGUUCUCCAUCAUCCCCAGAGCUCAACAACAAGUGUCUUACCCCCCAGAGAGAAAGAAGCGGGUCAGAAUCAUCAGUUGAUCAGAAAACUGUGGCUCGGACUCCCCUGGGGCAGAGAAGUCGUUCGGGAUCCUCUCAAGAACUUGAUGUGAAACCCAGUGCAUCCCCUCAGGAAAGAAGUGAGUCAGACUCUUCUCCAGAUUCUAAAGCCAAGACACGAACCCCACUUCGGCAGAGGAGUCGGUCUGGAUCAUCUCCAGAGGUUGACAGCAAAUCUCGACUAUCCCCUCGGCGCAGUAGGUCUGGUUCCUCCCCUGAAGUGAAAGAUAAGCCAAGAGCAGCACCCAGGGCACAGAGUGGUUCUGAUUCCUCUCCUGAACCUAAAGCUCCAGCCCCUCGGGCCCUUCCCAGACGAAGCAGAUCAGGUUCAUCAAGCAAAGGCAGAGGCCCUUCUCCUGAAGGAAGCAGCAGUACCGAGUCCUCUCCUGAACAUCCGCCCAAAUCCAGAACUGCUCGCAGAGGUUCCAGGUCAUCACCAGAGCCCAAGACCAAGUCUCGUACACCACCUCGACGUCGCAGCUCUCGAUCAUCUCCUGAGCUAACAAGGAAGGCCAGACUGUCCCGUAGAAGCCGCUCUGCCUCUUCCUCACCAGAAACUCGCUCUAGAACUCCCCCAAGGCACCGGAGAAGUCCCUCAGUGUCUUCCCCGGAGCCAGCUGAAAAGUCGAGGUCUUCACGCCGACGGCGCUCAGCUUCAUCUCCACGCACUAAGACAACCUCAAGGAGAGGCCGCUCUCCUUCGCCAAAGCCUCGUGGACUCCAGAGGUCCCGUUCCCGCUCAAGGAGAGAGAAAACAAGAACAACCCGACGUCGAGAUAGGUCUGGAUCUUCUCAGUCAACCUCUCGGCGAAGACAGCGGAGCCGGUCAAGGUCGCGGGUUACUCGGCGGCGGAGGGGAGGCUCUGGUUAUCACUCAAGGUCCCCUGCCCGGCAGGAAAGUUCCCGAACCUCCUCUCGACGCCGAAGAGGCCGCUCUCGGACACCCCCAACCAGUCGGAAGCGUUCUCGCUCACGCACAUCACCAGCCCCGUGGAAACGCUCUAGAUCUCGAGCCUCUCCAGCCACUCACCGGCGAUCCAGGUCCAGAACCCCCCUGAUAAGCCGACGUAGGUCCAGGUCUCGAACUUCACCAGUCAGCCGGAGACGGUCAAGGUCCAGGACUUCAGUGACUCGACGAAGAUCCCGGUCAAGAGCAUCCCCAGUGAGCAGAAGGCGAUCCAGAUCCAGAACGCCGCCAGUAACCCGCCGUCGUUCAAGGUCUAGAACGCCAACAACACGCCGCCGCUCCCGUUCUAGAACUCCACCAGUGACUCGCAGAAGGUCUAGAUCCAGGACUCCACCAGUAACCAGGAGGCGAUCUCGAAGCAGAACUUCGCCUAUCACUCGCAGAAGAUCAAGAUCCAGAACAUCUCCGGUCACCCGAAGGAGAUCUCGAUCUCGCACAUCUCCGGUAACUCGAAGAAGGUCCCGCUCUCGAACUUCACCAGUGACACGCCGCCGCUCUAGGUCCCGGACACCUCCAGCUAUUCGGCGCCGCUCUAGAUCUCGAACGCCACUGUUACCACGCAAACGUUCUCGAAGUCGCUCCCCACUUGCUAUCCGUCGCCGCUCCAGAUCCCGUACUCCACGAACAGCUCGGGGUAAACGGUCCUUAACAAGAUCUCCUCCAGCCAUCCGCAGGCGUUCUGCAUCUGGAAGUAGUUCUGAUCGUUCACGAUCUGCUACUCCUCCAGCAACAAGAAAUCAUUCUGGUUCACGGACACCUCCAGUAGCACUCAACAGUUCGAGAAUGAGCUGCUUCAGUCGUCCUAGCAUGUCCCCAACACCUCUUGAUCGCUGCAGAUCACCUGGAAUGCUUGAACCCCUUGGCAGCUCUAGAACACCCAUGUCUGUCCUGCAGCAAGCCGGUGGCUCCAUGAUGGAUGGUCCAGGUCCCCGAAUACCUGACCACCAGAGAACAUCUGUGCCGGAAAAUCAUGCUCAGUCCAGGAUUGCACUUGCCCUGACAGCUAUCAGUCUUGGCACCGCUCGGCCUCCUCCGUCCAUGUCUGCUGCUGGCCUUGCUGCAAGAAUGUCCCAGGUUCCAGCCCCGGUGCCUCUCAUGAGUCUCAGAACCGCCCCAGCAGCCAACCUUGCCAGCAGGAUUCCUGCAGCCUCUGCGGCAGCCAUGAACCUAGCCAGCGCCAGGACACCUGCCAUUCCAACAGCAGUGAACCUGGCUGACUCUCGAACGCCAGCUGCAGCAGCGGCCAUGAACUUGGCCAGCCCCAGAACAGCGGUGGCACCUUCGGCUGUGAACCUGGCUGACCCUCGCACUCCCACAGCCCCAGCUGUGAACCUAGCAGGGGCCAGAACCCCAGCUGCCUUGGCAGCUCUGAGUCUCACAGGCUCUGGCACACCACCAACUGCUGCAAACUAUCCCUCCAGCUCCAGAACACCACAGGCUCCAGCCUCUGCAAACCUGGUGGGUCCUCGGUCUGCACAUGCCACAGCUCCUGUGAAUAUUGCCGGCUCCAGAACCGCUGCAGCCUUGGCCCCCGCGAGCCUCACCAGUGCUAGGAUGGCUCCAGCAUUGUCUGGUGCAAACCUCACCAGCCCCAGGGUGCCCCUUUCUGCCUACGAGCGUGUCAGUGGCAGAACCUCACCGCCACUCCUUGACCGAGCUAGGUCCAGAACACCACCGUCUGCCCCAGGCCAGUCUAGGAUGACCUCUGAACGGGCUCCCUCCCCUUCCUCUAGAAUGGGCCAGGCUCCUUCACAGUCUCUUCUCCCUCCAGCACAGGAUCAGCCGAGGUCUCCUGUGCCUUCUGCUUUUUCAGACCAAUCCCGUUGUUUGAUUGCCCAGACCACCCCUGUAGCAGGGUCUCAGUCCCUUUCCUCUGGGGCAGUGGCAACCACCACGUCCUCUGCUGGUGAUCACAAUGGCAUGCUCUCUGUCCCUGUCCCUGGGGUGCCCCACUCUGAUGUGGGGGAGCCACCUGCCUCUACUGGGGCCCAGCAGCCUUCUGCAUUAGCCGCCUUGCAGCCAGCAAAGGAGCGGCGGAGUUCCUCCUCCUCGUCGUCGUCCUCCUCCUCCUCCUCUUCAUCAUCAUCGUCGUCCUCCUCCUCCUCCUCCUCUGGCUCCAGUUCUAGUGACUCAGAGGGCUCUAGCCUUCCUGUGCAACCUGAGGUGGCACUGAAGAGGGUCCCCAGCCCCACCCCAGCCCCAAAGGAGGCUGUUCGAGAGGGACGUCCUCCGGAGCCAACCCCAGCCAAACGGAAGAGGCGCUCUAGCAGUUCCAGUUCCAGCUCCUCCUCUUCAUCUUCCUCCUCCUCCUCCUCCUCCUCUUCUUCCUCCUCCUCUUCCUCUUCUUCUUCUUCCUCCUCAUCUUCCUCCUCCUCCUCGUCUUCCUCCCCUUCCCCUGCUAAGCCUGGCCCUCAGGCGUUGCCCAAACCUGCAAGCCCCAAGAAGCCACCCCCUGGCGAGCGGAGCCUCCUCCCUGUCUCCCCGUCUCCACGCCAUUCUCUUCCACAUGUAGCCAGAGGGACCUUUCUAAAACGCACAUCUGGCUACUUCCCUCCACUCCACAAAUCCUUCGGGACGCCCUGUGGCCUGCAGGACAAAGCCCCACCUCUGCGGGAGUGGCGUGUGAGGCUCUUCACCAACGGGCCUUGCCCGCCCUGUGUUCUCCUCCUGCCCGCCCCCACACAUGCCCUGUGCUCCAGCCACACCCAGCGCCUUGCAGUCUAAGGAGAGCCCAUGCCUUUGGACAUGCUGUUCCUUCUGCCUGGAAUUUCCUUGUCCGCCUGGUGAACUCCUCGUUCUGCAAGACUCCGCUCAAAACAGCACCUUCGAGAAGACUGCCCUGCCCCUUCCCUGCCUUGCCCCAUGUCCCCCUCCCUUGGGUCCCCAGAGCCACGCACAUCCAGCCCUGCUUCCCACACACGGGGCCGUGCGUGCCUUUCUUCACCACUGAGCUCCUUCAAGGGCAGGGACUGUCUUUAUCUUUGCAUCCCCCGCUGCACCCUGUGCCUGCCCACUGGGCACUCGGUGGAUGGUGUGCGGGCGGAUGGGUGAGUGAGCGGACAAAGGUGGGUCUGAGGCUGGCCCUGUGUGGUGUGAGGUUUGGUGGUCAGGACCUGGGCGGGUGGUCCUGAGUGCUGGCCCGUGUGCUUGAAAGGGUGUGGUGCUAUUGGGUCCCACUGUGUUCCCCAGGUCCCGCAGUCCCCGGAAGCCAAUAGACUCCCUCAGGGACUCUCGGUCCCUCAGCUACUCGCCUGUGGAGCGUCGCCGUCCCUCGCCCCAGCCCUCACCACGGGACCAGCAGAGCAGCAGCAGUGAGCGGGGUUCCCGGAGAGGCCAGCGUGGGGACAGCCGCUCCCCCAGCCACAAGCGCAGGAGGGAGACACCUAGCCCUCGGCCCAUGAGACAC